Trichophyton rubrum CBS 118892 is the source of this 1463-nucleotide messenger RNA. RefSeq lists its product as uncharacterized. Lineage: Eukaryota; Fungi; Ascomycota; Eurotiomycetes; Onygenales; Arthrodermataceae. The record is from RefSeq and is a predicted model, not a curated record. The coding region runs from base 105 to 1463 and encodes 452 amino acids. The transcript has 4 exons.
UCCACUUCUAACUUCGAAAUUAUAUACAUAUUUUGUUUCUCUUUGGUUAAAGUGCUGCAGGCUAUUCUUACCACAAGUAUUAUAAGCAUUUGGUCCUGAAGAAGAUGGACAAUGCCUUUGAACCUGGUGAUCCAAUGUUAGAGCUGGCUGGUGUUAAGGACCCCAAGCAAGAUCCCAAGGGAAGCAAGGAUAUGGAGAAGGACCCUGACCACUGGCUCGAGCGUGACGAGCAAGGUAGAAUUGAUGAGAUUAUAAACGGUGCCAUUGGCCAUUAUUACCUCCUUAUUGGUGAGAAGGGCACUGGGAAAACCUCCAUGAUCCUCAAUGCAAUGAGGAAAGUCGAUGGCAGUCGCGUUGCAAUGUUCGAAGCCCAUGCCAACCUCGAGAUCUUCCGAAUACGACUGGGAAAGUCACUGGACUAUGAGUUCCACGAAGACUAUAUUGGUAGUCUUUUCAGCAUCAGAGGGCCCCGUGAUACCACUGCCCUAUUGGACAUUGAACGUGCCCUGAACAAAUUAGAGAAAGUCGCUAUCAAGCGCCGGAACGUCAACCAGAAUCCCCUGAUUUUGAUCAUUAACUCCCUGCAUUUGGUGAGAGAUGACGAUGAUGGCAGGGACCUCCUUGAGAUGCUUCAGCAGCGCGCAGAGCAAUGGGCCGCCAGUGGUCUAGUGACUAUGGUGUUCAACAGCGAUGAUUACUGGAUCUACGAGCGCCUAAAAAGGUAUGCUUCCAGAAUGGAGGUCAUCCCCAUCCCAGACCUGCCGAAGGGUAAGGCACUAGGUGCACUCCGCAGGUAUAGAUCCAGAUACUUCAAGGAAAACCCACCACAGAGCAUCUUAGAGGAAGUAUACAACAAGGUUGGUGGGAGGUUGACCUUCUUAAACCGCGUAGCCAAAUCCGAGGAUAUGAUAGCAACCUGCAACGAAAUCUGUGAAGCUGAGAAAACCUGGUUUUUGAACAAAUGUUGGAUUCUCGGCGAGGAGAUGGAUGAUGAUGUGAUGGACGAACAAAAAUAUUCUUCUGCAGCAAUGGUGCUAGCAAAGGCUCUGGUAGACCUCGAGAAGGACAUGGAGAAAACAUAUGACGACGAAAACGGGCAUAUCUUACCAGAGCUACCGCUCCAUAAGGCACGCCAGAUCAUGACACGCGCAGACUUCAUCCAAUCUUAUGACCAUGACAAUAUCUUUACCAUCGACUCCAAGGCAAGGGUUCGAGCUGACUCUGUGCCGAUGCAAAACGCAUUCCGUGAGAUAUGUUCCGAACCAGGCUUCGACCAGUACCUUGAGGACACUUUGGACAGGAUUUCGGCCAUCGAAAGUUUGGGCAGGACCCGAGAAAUUACUGUCAAGGACUUCUGGAAUGAGGGUAAAUUCAAAGCAACUAUGCGUGAUACUAAGGGCCGUGAAACCGGUACCUUGGAGAUUGGCGUGGUUAAACCCGAGAAGCAAGAGGAUGAUGACUAG